Moesziomyces antarcticus is the source of this 1671-nucleotide messenger RNA. RefSeq lists its product as uncharacterized. The transcript is spliced from 3 exons. Lineage: Eukaryota; Fungi; Basidiomycota; Ustilaginomycetes; Ustilaginales; Ustilaginaceae. Gene Ontology annotation, biological process: regulation of DNA-templated transcription. Bases 1 to 1671 code for a protein of 556 amino acids. The record is from RefSeq and is a predicted model, not a curated record. Gene Ontology annotation, molecular function: DNA-binding transcription factor activity.
AUGGUUGCCCCCACUCCCCAGUGCAAGCCCCGCCUCGGCCUCUUCCAACAACAAUCCGCAAGUACUCAGCAAGCCUCCCCAAAGUCGCUCCCCGACUGCGCAUCCACCCUUUUUGAAAGUCACCACCGACGUUCCAGCACGCCUGUAGCUGCUGCCACCGCCGCGCCCAUCUCUCUCCGCGCCCACCUCGAGGCCGCCAUCUCCAACCCGUCGUCUUCGUACGCACAAGCCAACCUCCUCCGACAACUCCAGUCCACCUUGGCUGCCGUCCGUCCCUCCCCUCCCCACGUCCACGCCGCCGCCGCCGCCGUUGCCCCCGCCAACAGCCCGGCCCCUGCCACGCCCGCCCAGCCCACGUUUGCCCGAGUGCCCAGCAUCACCCCCGCCGCUGUUGCUUCCGCGCUCGCCGCUGCUGCCGCUGGUCGUCGUCACACUCUGUCCUCCUCCUCCUCUGCCUCGCCCGCUGCCGCCACGAUCAACUCGUUGACGCCAGCUCAGAAGCAACGACUGGAACAGAUCAGGCACUACCAACAGCUCAUCGCUCAGCUUAACGCCACGAUGCCCGCUGCUGCUACUUCUGCCGCUGACACGUCGGUCUCGGCGCUGCUGCCCUUUGAGGCGCGCGCCGCAGACCCAGCUCACGCCGCCGAGGACUUCCUCUCUUCACCAGACUGGACCGACCCCUCGCCGGCGCUGACCGACUCGAUGUCGUUUGAGAUCGACUCGUGCGGACCCAGUCCGCUGCUGCCCCUCGACAGCUACGACGACGAUUUCGGAGUGCCCGGCAUUGCCGGCGCUCCGCUCUUCCCUCCCCAGGACGGCUACGCCUCGUCCAACGUCAGCCCGCUCGAGCUCGCCAGCCACGACUUUGGCGUCCACACGGCCGGCGACUUUGGCGCGCCCGAGAUGGGCAGCGACUUUAGCCUCUUCCCCGACGCCAAGCCCACCAAGCUUCCCGUCGAGAUGGCCUUCAGCAAGCUCGGCAAGCCCGCUGCCGGUAGCGCCUCGUCGACCGAGGACCCGGCGCUCACUCUGCUCCGCGCGCUCAGCAGCGCGGCGCUCUCGAGCUCGGCGACCACGGCGGCUACCAGCGUCGCCACCUCGACGCCUUCGGCACCGGCGCUCACCGCCUCGCCGCUGGCAUUCACGUCGAUGGCCGCCCCCCUCGCUCCGGCGCCGGCUCCCGUCUCGGCUGCUCCUGUGCUGGCUCCUGCGCCCGCGCCCGCAGCCCAGUCUACCCCGGCCCCGGCUGCCCCACGCUCGGAGUCGAGCUCGCCCGACGCUAUGGACCGCCGCACCUCGACGUCUUCCAACAAGACCGAGGCUCGUGGCACCAAGCGUCGACUCGACACGACCGACCUGCUUCCGCUGGAUGCGCCCAUCCAGAAGCGCAACUACUACACGGUCUCGGCCACCUCGCGACGCGACACUGCCGCUGAGGCCGACGAGUUUGCCGAGGAGGAGGCGGCGAUCCGACGCGAAAAGGACCCGCGCGUCGCCAAGCGUCUGUCGAACACGCUCGCCGCACGACGAUCGCGCCACCGCAAGGCGGAGGAGCUGCGUCUGCUGCACGAGAAGAUCGAGGCGCUGUCGGGCGAGGUCGAGUCGUGGAAGCGACGCUGCGAGCUCGCCGAGCGCGAGCGCGACGAGGCCCGUGGCCUGCUCGGCUGA